Dermacentor silvarum is the source of this 1111-nucleotide messenger RNA. RefSeq lists its product as uncharacterized. The record is from RefSeq and is a predicted model, not a curated record. NCBI's taxonomy places the organism in Eukaryota, Metazoa, Arthropoda, Arachnida, Ixodida, Ixodidae. The coding region runs from base 625 to 1038 and encodes 137 amino acids. The transcript has 3 exons.
AUUUUCUUUUAUUUGAAAACAAGAAAAGGUGACGGGGCAGUAAUGAUGACAGUGCAAACUCAACUAUCGCGAUGAAAAUAAACGCAAACAGCGGAAAGCGUGGCUUUUGGGACAGUCAGUGCCACCUAGUGUCGGUCCGGUGGUGCGAGGAAACGUGUCCAACUCCGAUAUGCUCUCGCUGUCACUAGGCGAAUUUGUGCUUUCAGUCGGCGCCACCAUAGCGCUAGAAUCUUGUUCCGGCUGGCAUUGUCGCACCGCGUGUGCGUUCCGAGUGGCAGAUAUGACUGGAAGAUGAUAAUCUUUCCUAGGUGCAUAAUCGCACAGCGCGAUUAAACCGGACGUUCGCGCCUGUCAAUGGUGAUGACUGAACGGAGCGCACUAUACCUUCAGUUAUGCUUCAGCCACGCGCUCCACUGUUCCCGUUUCUUUUCAUCGCGAUAGUAAGUCAAUUUUAGACAUCGUAGAAUACCUAGAACACAUGGUGAAUUGUCCUUUCCGCAAUCAGUAUGCUUUACACAUACGGCAAUACGCUGUGAGUUUACCGUGUUGCUAUGGCGACACCUUGUUUGCAGAUAUGUCUACGAUCCCCUGGUUGGCGGUAGGAGAGGAGCAAUUUGGAUAUUGAUGGGCGCGGCGUUUGCGUUCGGCUUCAGCUGGCUUUGGCAUGGCAUGGACAGGGUGGCUACCGUGUGGUCCAUGCUAAGUGUGUUCGGCAUCGCCACAGAAGUGCUUGCUGCUGAAGCCCGGAAACUGAGACCCAUCAGGGACUUUGAGGCACGGCACCUAACCACACCUGAGCGGCUCCGGUUGGCAGGGGCUGUGCUCGGCUCUCCAAACUACCUGCUAACCAUAUGUGCCUGCAUCUUCCACCUUGCCGACUUUGACAUCUGCCUCAUUCUUUGUAAGAGGAUACUUCUCGGUUUCCCAUUCCCUCUUGUUCCCGUCCUGGUGGUGCUCUACACGGCGUGCUACGUUCAGCCCGACAUUGUCAAGUGGGAGACGUCUGCAAGAUUAGGGCGAAAAGAAGCUUCAUCAUGACACCUGACAGCAUGGCAAGGUUGUGUCAUAAAUAACACAACGAUAGUGCAUUAAUAAACUCAACGUCUCUAUA